Molecule: messenger RNA, 1816 nt
Organism: Leptonychotes weddellii (Weddell seal)
Lineage: Eukaryota; Metazoa; Chordata; Mammalia; Carnivora; Phocidae
Source: RefSeq, a predicted model, not a curated record
AUGAAGGGAGACGUACGCAGUUGUGAGGAGCCUGUGUUAUCCACAAAUGGAGUAAAUGACAAAUAAUUGAAAAUAAGCUCUGUGAGUUGCAACAAACCUAUUAAGAUCUUUAUGAACAGCUACUGUACUCUCUUUCACUAAUCUUUUUCUGCUUUUCCUGUGAACAGACCAGGGGUGGAUUGGGACUGGCCCAGGUGAGCCCCAGUGUGGUGUGUCUGUUCUGGCCUUAGGUUUGCAAGGGAAAGACUCAGUGGUUCCAGCAGUGAGGAGGGUCGGAGAACACUUCAAAGGGAGCCUGGCUCAUGCCAGACAGGCAGGCCGUUGUCUCCUUUUGUUCCGAAAUUGAGUUGAACCAUAUCUCGGAGAGGGGAGGGGCAUUGGGUAGGAACUCUAGAGCAGGGUUGGGAACUCUUAUUUUAUACUUUCCAACUCUCUACAUCUGUGUGUUUUUCAUUGUGAUUGUUUUAUAACAAUAAUAUAAAAACUAUAUAGUAAUACAGUAAUAAAUAAAAGUAAUGAUCUAAAAAUCGACUUAAGGUAUUACGACAAAGUUAAGCAAUUAAAUACAGUUGGAAAAUAGAAUGGCAUUAGAAUGGCAUUUUAUUACAGUUCCACAAAUAGCUGCUAGCUUUAUAACAGACCUUUCUCUGUGUGGAGUCCAAGCAGAAUGGCACCCUUAACCGUGGAUUGCAGGUACUCCGUGCGCGUAUCACCGCAGAUGGCCAACCGGAUCGUGGAUUCUGCAAGGAGCAUCCUCAACAAGUUUAUACCCGAUAUCUAUAUUUACACAGACCACAUGAAAGGAGUCAGCUCUGGGAAGUCUCCUGGCUUUGGGUUGUCACUGGUUGCCGAGACCACCAAUGGCACCUUCCUCAGUGCUGAACUGGCCUCCAACCCCCAGGGCCAGGGAGCAGCAGUGCUUCCGGAGGACCUCGGCAGGAACUGUGCCAAGCUGCUGCUCGAAGAGAUCUAUAGGGGUGGAUGUGUGGACUCGACCAACCAGAGCCUGGCUCUGUUGCUCAUGACCCUUGGACAGCAGGAUGUUUCCAAAGUCCUGCUCGGACCGCUGUCUCCCUACACGAUAGAGUUUUUGCGGCAUUUGAAGAGUUUUUUCCAGAUUAUGUUUAAAAUUGAAACCAAGCCAUGUGGUGAAGAACUCAAGGGUGGGGAUAAAGUGCUGAUGGCCUGUGUUGGUGUUGGUUUCUCCAACCUUAGCAAGACCCUCAAGUGAGACUGUCACCAGAUAAGGCCCCAGCGCCUACCGACAAGCAGAAGCUGCCACGGACACCCAAAGGGACCAAGUCCACAUUCAUACAGGACAGGAUAUGCUUCUGCAUCAAGGAUUUCUUAAUUUCCCAUUAAAAAAAAAAUCAGAAUAUUUAAAUAAAAGACAUCUCUGUAUCAUGUGGUUUCUAGCCACCUCUGCAGUGGCCCGGACAUUGCUCAGGAGGCCCAGUCAUGACGAGCGCUCCCUUGGCUCACCUGAAUGAAGAGUGUGCUUUCAGGACACAGUUGUGCUGCUAAAACAGCCUCACACCUGCAUCCCUGGGCUUCUAGGGAUGCCUCCUCCUGCAAGGACUGACUGCUUUGGGCCUCGGUGUCUGUGUAGGGAUUAAGUGAGAUAAUACGGGGUGGAGUGCACUGCUCCACACAUGUCAGAAUUGGUCUGUGAAGCUCACUUGUCCCUCGUCUUCUGAAUGGACUGACAUCAUGGAGGCAGGUGCUGCCCGCCUGUCUGGCUCAUCGUAUGUGUAUGUGGGGCGAGGAGUGCCUGGGGAGGGCAGGGCUCAAUUAAAGUUACUGGAUAUUUUCUCUA